Messenger RNA from Elaeis guineensis (African oil palm), 1217 nucleotides. The record is from RefSeq and is a predicted model, not a curated record. NCBI's taxonomy places the organism in Eukaryota, Viridiplantae, Streptophyta, Magnoliopsida, Arecales, Arecaceae.
GAGCGGCCGUGCCGGCCUGAGGCCUUCCAGGCUUCCACCCCUAGAGCGGCCGGACGUGGUCCUUGACUCUCCCAUGUCCUCCCUCCCUCUCCUCAAAUCACGGAAACCCGCGCCAUACUCGACAAUCGUCGUCAUGACCGCAACCCCCAUCUGGCGACCUUCUGGGAAACCGACGCUCAAACCCUAAACCCCCUUCCCCCUCGCUCCCAACCCUCUCUCAUGCUCUCAUCUCCAUGGAUUCCAUCAUCUGCUCGGCUUUGGAGGAGAUUUGCGCCUGCGCCGCGGCCGGCAUCCACCUCCCUGAGUUGUGGCCAAGUUUGCGGGACUCCCUCUCCGCCGCCGGCCUCCAUCCUUGCGAGCCCGUGAAGAAGGCCAUCUGGGCUCGCCUCCUCGCCCACCCUGGGCUUCGCUUUGAAGCCGAUGGCUCUUUUAUUGGCUCCCAGCACCCUACCAUCCAGUCCUUCGAGGAAGCCGAGAAGCUGAGAAUAAAGAUAGUUGCGGAGGAGCACCUCAGGGAUAACUUCUUGGGGAUCUAUGAUCUCAAAGCUGCAAAUCAUGAAAUUUCUCAGAUUCAGAGGACCACACUCGAACGGCUUGCGGCUGCCAGGACUAAUGGUGUUACUCAGACUGAACUUGCUAAAGAAUUUGGGAUUAAAGGGAAUAAUUUCUUUUAUGUUGUGAGAAACCUGGAAUAUCAGCAGCUGAUUAUUCGGCAAUCAACCAUGUUGAGGGCAAAAGAAUUAGCAGAUGAGGGAGAAAGUGGGCCAAAAAACACGCAACAUGUGACUACCAAUCUACUACACUUAUAUCGUUAUGCAAGAAAUUUGAAUUCAAAUUCUCAACAAAAAAUUGUGAUUACAAAGCCAGGUAUUUUAGGAAGUCUCGAUAAUGCAGAUGGAAGUACUUUGAAAGCAGAUGGAACUCCUGGGGACAGUGUGAAUGAUGACGUAUCCAUAAAAGACUAUCUACCAGAAAUGAAAGCUAUUUGUGAUAAACUGGAAGAAGCAAGUGGGAAGGUUCUUGUUGCAUCAGAUAUCAAAUUGGCUCUUGGUUAUAGGAAAAGUCCUGGGCAUAGGGCAUGGAGAAGUAUAUUGAACAGAUUGAAAGAUGCUCACCUUGUUGAAGAAUUUCAAGCAAAAGUUAACAACAGGGUACGUUCUACAAAUUGUAAUGAUAGGUUAUGCUUGUUUACUCUUAGUUAGCUCCCCUGGUUGCUA